ACCCGCCUCGGUUCGUCCAAUGGCAGAGCUGGUUGGUGGGGCGUUGUAAAAGGAAGAACUGUCUGUCUAGGCCCUGCCCCUUCCCUUUAGCCGCCGGGCCGCCGUAGGGAGUGCACGUCCCUAGCCCCAGCUCCCGUCCUACCCCACUCGGUCAAAAUGCGUUACGUUGCAGCUUAUCUUCUGGCCGUCCUUGGGGGCAACGAGUCCCCCGCUUCAAAGGACUUGAAGAAGAUUCUCGACAGUGUAGGCAUUGAGACGGAUGAUGAACGCCUGAACAAGGUUAUUGGUGAACUGAACGGAAAAAAUGUAGAGGAUGUCAUUGCUCAGGGUAACGGCAAACUUGCCAGCAUGCCAGUUGGUGGAGCUGUAGCAGUCUCAGCUGGACCAGGUUCUGCUGCUCCUGCUGCUGCACCUGCUGCUGCUGAGGAGAAGAAAGAAGAGAAAAAGGAGGAGUCUGAGGAGUCUGACGAUGACAUGGGAUUUGGCCUAUUUGACUAAACUUUUGCUACAGAAGCUAAUAAAACAUUUUGUUUAAAA
This is a messenger RNA of Chelonia mydas (Green sea turtle), 537 nucleotides long. It is a transcript of the gene RPLP2, whose product is annotated as ribosomal protein lateral stalk subunit P2. Gene Ontology annotation, biological process: cytoplasmic translational elongation. Gene Ontology annotation, cellular component: ribosome; cytosolic large ribosomal subunit. NCBI's taxonomy places the organism in Eukaryota, Metazoa, Chordata, Testudines, Cheloniidae. The record is from RefSeq and is a predicted model, not a curated record. Gene Ontology annotation, molecular function: structural constituent of ribosome. The coding region runs from base 157 to 498 and encodes 113 amino acids. The transcript has 5 exons.